Messenger RNA from Schistosoma rodhaini, 4597 nucleotides. The record is from the annotation of a GenBank genome assembly. NCBI's taxonomy places the organism in Eukaryota, Metazoa, Platyhelminthes, Trematoda, Strigeidida, Schistosomatidae.
UAAUGUGUAUCUUUAGCUAAGCAACAGUCAACUCGAAAAGCGAAGCGGGUAUUAAGGUAGUGGUGUUUUUGUUUGUCGAGUUCGUAUUUACAUUUGAAGAAGAAAUGAAAAAUUUCAGACGUCCUAGAACAGGGGAGGAAUUUUAUGAAUCUUUUGAGGGAGCGCCUUUGUCUACAGCCGUACUUACGUAUUUUAGCUUCCUGAUAUUAAACAUCUUGGGGAGACUUCAAGAUUUCCUGAGGUUUAUUCAUGUACUAGAAAAUCAUUCAGUAACAGAGAUAUCACACACUAAAUCUUUCGUCCCGCUCUACUCAUCCUAUGAAGCUUUUUAUACUCGUAAUUUGUACCGAAGAGCACAAGACUGUUGGAAUAGACCUAUUUGUUCUGCUCCAGGUAGUGAAAUUGUAAUAAUGGAUCGUAAAUCAUCAGACUAUGGAUGGACGUUGAAUUUUACUGGAACGAAAUCGAAAGUUUUAAACUUAGGAUCAUAUAAUUAUUUGGGAUUCGGAGAUCCCAUCGGACCUUGUACUAAUGCUACAGAAGAAGCCACAAGAAAAUUUGGUGUAGGUGUAGCAAGUUCUAGACAAGAGGCUGGAAGCUUAAAAUUACACAAAGAACUCGAAGAUUUGGUCGCUGAAUUUGUUGGACAAGAAGCAGCUAUAGUUUUCAGCAUGGGAUUCUCAACCAAUUCAUUAAAUCUGCCAUGUCUAGUUGAUAAAGACUGCUGUGUAGUCAGUGAUGAAUUAAAUCAUACAAGUCUAGUCUUGGGAUGUCGAUUGACGGGAGCAACUGUACGUCGUUUUAAACAUAAUGAUAUGGAAGAUUUGGAAAGAGUUCUGCAAGAUUCUGUUGUUUAUGGUCGUCCACGUACCCACAGGCCAUAUAAAAAGAUCUUGGUCGUAGUUGAAGGUAUAUACAGUAUGGAAGGAAGUAUUCUUCAUCUUCCCGAAGUAAUCGCUUUAAAGAAGAAAUAUAAUGCCUAUCUUUAUUUGGAUGAAGCACAUAGUAUUGGUGCGUUAGGCCAAAUGGGUCGUGGUGUGGCUGAUUACUUUGGUGUUGAUCCACGUGAUAUUGACAUUUCAAUGGGUACAUUUACGAAGAGCUUCGGUUCAUCUGGUGGAUACCUAGCUGGGAAUCGAAAAUUAAUUGACUAUCUUCGUUCAGUGUCAUAUAAUGCUGUAUAUGGUUGUAGUAUGCCAGCACCAAUAGCUCAACAAAUUAUAUCAUCUAUAAGAAUUAUCAUGGGAAAAGAUAUACCUGGUGAAGGUGAACGAAGGUAAGUUAACCACAUUACUGUUAUGUACAUAAAUAUAUUAGCUACUUUAACACAAUUAACGUUUUAGUAUUUCAGAGCGAAAUAUUUCAAUAAAAUACUCAGUGUUCUCACAUAAUCGAUGAAGGCAAUUAAAUAUAUCAUUAUAUGCAUUCACAAUAUACUUAUAUAAGUAAAACGGCUGAAAUUAUGCACUUAGCUGAAAUAUGUGUAGCUACAUUGUUGCAUUAACCCUAGUGAGUUGACGGUUUGUAAGUAAUUCAGAAUACAUAUAGGUUCCCUUUAGGCAAACCAAGUCAUAUAUAGCAAAAUACUUACAAUUGGCAUAAUCUAUCUACAUAAUUAAUUAAAUGUUGGUGAUUGUACAUGAGAGAACUUAUAUCUCUCAAUGAUUUUCAUAUUAUUGACCUUCUUUACGUUCAUUAAACAGCAAAAGUUAGUUAUUAUCUUUUAUAUUCAGCUUUUGAUGAGCAUACAAUGUUUGAAUCAGCUUGAACCAUCAUUCGGUGGUUUUUAGUCUAUCCCAAUAUUCGCAUAUUUGUAUGCAUGUGUUCUUUAGCAAACCAAGUAUAGUUUACGUAAACACAAAAUAUAAAGUAAUAAUUAAAUGAUUUUGGUUAAAGUCCGAAUGAAUUUCUGAUAUUCUUGCUACUAAUGAAUGCUGAAUACCUAAACGUUAUUGUUGGAGAACUAUUAUCUGUACUUUGUUUCGCUUACUGUUUCUACAUAUCCGCAAUAUGUUACUUCUGUUACUCCUUGUAGAGCAUAGGUCAAUGAACAGGAUUCUCCAACCAACUCUAUCCUAGGCUCUCCUUUCCAACUGUUUCCAAAUGCUAUCCAUUCCUUUGAUGUUUCCCUCCAAUUCCCGGUUCAGUGUUUUUUUGUCUGCCUCUUUCCCUUUCUCUUUGGGAACUGCGAGUUAGCGCUUGCUUACUGUUUCUACAUACGUGGGAAUAAAAAUCAUAUUCAUAAAUUAAUCAAAUAUAUAUUGAAACUAACGAUGAUUAGUGAAAUAACUAAGUAACCUUGCAAUAAGUUUUUAUAGUGUAUUUCUUAUAUGAAGAUUGAUUACUUGACCCGAUGUUUUAGCUGGUAUUUGAAAUAACAAAAACUGAGAAUCGUGUGAGCGAAGAAAGAAGAUAAAAAUUGAUGUCAGAAGAUUUUAUUCAUCCUACAAAAAUACGAUAACCUAUUAACAAAAUAUACUGCUUUUUAUCCAGAUGUUACUGGGAUGCGAAAAUUAGUCAAUGAAUAUCACAAGUUACUGUAAGAGUGGGGAGGAGAAAAGAAAUUCUUCACUGAAUUAAUGCAAAUGAAUUCUGAACGAAUACUAUUUAAAUCAAAACAAUAUAUCUCGUUUCAUUUAGUCCUAACGCUCGACUUCUCAUGGAGAGUAUAAGAUUCUAAAUCAGUGAUUUAUCCACAACUCCAUAUCGAGAUGAAACUGUUUAAAAUUUGUUUCAGGAUUCUAAUGAAACCUGGCUGGUUAAAAACACUGCAAAUAAUACCGAACAUUGCAUCUCAAUGGCGAAUAAUGUCAUUCAAAUUUAAUCAUAAUAAAUACAUCGAGACGUAUGGUAGUAAAACUUUAAACUUCAGGCCCCCUUUCUCCUAAUCCUUGAUCUUUUACAGCUAGUAAAUCUCAUUGAUGAAAAAGCUAUGAUAUUGAAAUCCCAUACCCGGUCGAAGACAUGUUCUCAUGAGUACAAGUUUCAAUAGGAGUCAAAUCCAACAUUUCUACAUAUUAUUAGAGAGUAUGUAAUUCAUUAUUUUCCUGCAUAAAAUAGAUAUUUCUUAUUAGAUCCUCCCUUUCUCUCUUCAUUGGUUUGAACCUGUAAUCUUAAGGUUGUCUUAUAAAAAAGUUACAGAUUAACCACUAAAACGAAAUCGAAUUAUAAACAUCAUUUUAAAUAUGCGAUGAUAGUGUUUGCAAUCAUGUUCAAAUAUUUAGGUCUUAAAAGUUACGCAUAUAGUUUUUGAAUAGUUUGGUCUUAUGUUUUUAUUUUUUAUCAUUGCAGACUUAAAUGUUUAGCUGAGAAUAUACGUUAUUUUCGUGCAAGAUUACAUGAAAUGCGCUUGAUUGUUUACGGGAAUCGUGAUAGCCCCGUUGUACCAGUUAUCGUUUGCAUGCCAGCUAAGCUAGUUGCCUUUUCGCGUAGAUGUUUAGAAUUAGGAUUAGGAACUGUAGUCGUUGGUUUUCCAGCUACAACUCUGCUUUUAUCCAGGGUCCGAUUUUGCAUUUCAUCAGCACAUACACGAGAGUUAUUAGACAGGGUGAGUUUCUUGUUUUUUGCUUCAUUUAUUUUACAUUAACUCCUAAUAAUAGAUAUCCGUGAUCAAAUGUGGUCAGCUAAAAUUAUGUUUGAUUCUGAAUCUCUACUAUAUGUCGCAGUCAAUGUUACUGAUAAUAACGGGUUAUCAUUCUUAGAGAUUCUUGGAAUGAACUUAAUAGAUCUUGCUUUUUUUAUUAAUUAAAUUUUGAAAAACGAGGUCCAUAUCGAUUUUUCAUUUAGGAUGUUCGUGGAUAAUAAAUGACUAGAGAGUAGCUAGGUGGCGAUAUUAUUUGUUUCUCAAAGUUUUCAUCUUUCAACAACAGUUUACGGUCUUUGAGAAAACUCUUGUCAUUCUACCCCUUAAUAUGCCACUGUUCAUUAUCAUGUUUAGAGAAGGUCGGGAUUAGUUUAAGGUGACUCAGCAACUCAGCAGAAGCUACCAAAACCCACUAAGCUUUCAUAACACAGAAGUUUAGGAUGCCGACAAGUGUCUGUCGAUCUCGUUUUCAAUUCUUCUGGGUUGCGCUCGAUAGUAGCGGGGACAGGGAUGACGGACAAUUGAUGGUGUGUUUCUAAGAGCCAUUCAUUCACAAGUGACUAUAAACGAAACUAUAGUCAAUGAAUAUUAUGCUACCAGAGUUAGUGCUACAUUCAUACUUGUCUGUGUGUACUUAGCUCGUAACGUGAGACUGUUUCCACUCUGGUUAGGUGAGGUCAAUUGAACGACUGUGUGUUGAUCCUGUAUAUCAGUUUUAGAGACACGCAAUACAUCAAUGACCCAAAAUAUCAAAAUCUUGACUAAUGAGCUCUAUAUUUUGAUUUGAUACAGGGUCUAAAAAUGGAAGGCUCCGAUUUAUAGUGCAAUAAAAAUUUCAGCAGAAUAUGGAUAACAUUCCAUUAUCUCAAAUCGUUAACAUUGGUUGAACAUAAAAAGACAACUGGACCAAAGAAGAUGUGUUGUCAACAAGAAUAUAAAAAGUAAUGAGAAAUUAGAGAAGAGUUUGGUGGGGCUGCAUUCCACCUGUAGAUCUUCUAGAGUUACUGCCGGUCC